CUCAUACACUUUCCCUCCUCGCGCUCACCGUUCAUCUCCGAGUAGGAGACGAACAACCUCACCGGAGAUACCGAAAAGAAAGGAGUGAGGAUACACCGGGACCGGACAACACAACAACUCCCAGCAUGAAACAAAUGUGAAACCUUCACGGGACUAUCUUUCCCAAGAAGCAUACAUUCGAUUUUUUAUUGUCUUCGUCGAGAUUUGUGAGGUUGGUGAAAUAUGGAAACGGCUGUUUCAAGAGGCUUAUUGCUCGCUCAGCUCUUGAUCGUCUGUCAAUUAGCUGAACUGGUGCAAGGAUACGGAUACCGGGCCCAGCGCAAAUUCUCAGAAGACAUCGACUGGUCCUAUGCAGGGACUCUCAACCAAAACAACUGGGCCAAGAAGUACCCAUCAUGUAACAAUGCCAGACAGUCGCCCAUCAACAUCGAGGAGGAGCUGACACAGGUCAAAGUUCAGUUCCAAAAGCUGAAGUUCGAGGGCUGGGAUGAAGCGAUGUCUGAUGGGACCACCAUCAAGAAUGACGGCAAGACAGUGGCGGUGAACCCAGAGGGGGACUUCUAUGUGAGUGGAGGGGGGCUGAGGGGCAGGUUUAAGGUGGGAAGAAUCACCUUCCACUGGGGACGCUGCAACGCCUCCUCAGAGGGCUCCGAACACAGCCUCAACGGGGUGAAGUACCCCCUUGAGAUGCAGAUCUACUGUUAUGAAGCGCAUCGCUUUGAGUCCUUAGACUACGCCAUCAAGGACGGGGGCAGGAUCACAGCUCUCUCUGUGCUGUUUGAGACUAGCAUCGAAGACAAUGACAACUACAUAGCCAUUAUCGAUGGAAUCAACAGUGUCAGCCGAUUCGGUAAGAGUGGGACGGUGGGUCCCUUCUCUCUCCGGGGCCUCCUGCCCAACUCUACCGAGAAGUACUUCAUCUACAACGGCUCCCUCACCACCCCACCCUGCACUGAGACCGUGGAGUGGAUUGUCUUCAAGAACACUGUGGCCAUCUCCGACACGCAGCUGGAGAUGUUCUGUGAGGUGAUGACCAUGCAGCAGGCGGGCUACGUGAUGCUAAUGGACUACCUGCAGAACAACUACAGGGAGCAGCAGCAGCAGUUCAUGGGCCAGGCCUUCUCCUCCUACACUGGCACAGAGGAGGUCCUCACUCCCAUCUGCAGUUCAGAGCCGGAGAACGUGCAGGCAGACCCCCAUAACCUGACCAGCCUGCUGGUGAUGUGGGAGCGGCCACGGGCGGUGUACGACGCCGGGAUAGAGAAGUACUCAGUUACCUACAAGCUGGCCCAGGGAGAGGACCCUCCGGCCUUUGAGUACCUGACCGACGGAGACCAGGAUGUGGGGGCCAUAUUGCAGGACCUGAUGGCCAACACCAGCUACGUGGUUCAGGUCUUGGCCGUCUGCACCAACGGUCUGUACGGCCGCGUGAGCGAGCAGCUGACUGUCGACAUGCCGAUCGACGACCCCGAGGCCAGUAACAGCAGCCAUGAGUCCAGGGUGGGUCUGGCCAGGGAUAAGGAGAGGAGGGCCGUGGUCCCUCUGGCGGUGGUCUCCACCCUCACCUUCGUGGGACUCAUCAUCCUGGUGGGCAUCCUCAUCUACUGGAGAAAGUGUUUCCAGACUGCCCAUUUCUACAUAGAGGACAACACAUCGCCCAGAGUCAUAUCUGUUCCACCCACACCAUUGCUUACAGCUACAGAUGAACAUGAAGCCCUUGCGGUGAAGCAGUUUGUCAAGCACGUGACAGAGCUCCACCACACCAACGCAUUCUCCCGGGAGUUUGAGAUAUUGAAAGAGUGUUACGAGGAGGUGCAGGUGUGCACAGUGGACCUGGGUAUCACCGCAGACGGCUCCAACCAUCCAGACAACAAGAACAAGAACCGAUACAUCAAUAUCCUGGCCUAUGACCACAGCCGAGUAAGACUCUCAACCCAGGCUGACAAAGAUGGGAAGAGUGGAGAUUACAUUAACGCAAACUACGUUGACGGUUUCAACAAGUCAAGGGCCUACAUCGCGGCCCAGGGCCCUCUCAAGUCCAGCACCGAGGACUUCUGGAGGAUGGUGUGGGAGCAGAACGUGGGCGUCAUCAUCAUGAUUACCAACCUGAUGGAGAAGGGACGGAGGAAGUGUGACCAGUACUGGCCACUGGAGAGCCAGGAUGAGUACGGUGGUUUCCUGGUGACGGUGAAGAGCAGCAAGGUUCUGGCCCACUACACCGAGAGAACUUUCACCCUCAGGAACACCAAGGUCCAAAAGGGUUCACUGAAGGGGCGGAUUAACGAGCGGACCGUGACACAGUACCACUACACCCAGUGGCCAGACAUGGGCGUGCCUGAGUACACACUCCCCGUGCUCACCUUCGUCCAGAAGUCCUCCAAAGCCAGGACAGAUGACAUGGGCCCUGUCGUAGUGCACUGCAGUGCGGGCGUAGGCAGGACUGGCACCUACAUAGUGUUGGAUAGCAUGCUGAAGCAGAUCAAAGAAGAGGGCACGGUCAACAUCAUGGGUUUCCUCAAACACAUCCGCACACAGAGGAACCACCUGGUACAGACAGAGGAGCAGUACGUGUUCAUCCACGACGCCCUGGUGGAGGCCAUCUUGGGCAAGGAGACGGAGGUUUCCUCCAGCCUCAUCCACAGCUACGUCAAUGACCUCCUGACCCCAGGGCCCUCCGGCAGGACGCAGCUGGAGAAACAGUUUAAGCUGGUAUCCCAGUCCAAUGCCAAACAGUGUGACUACUCGGCAGCCCUGAAAGAGUGCAACAGAGAGAAGAACAGAAACUCCUCUUUAAUACCCGUUGAAAGGUCAAGGGUGUGUCUGUCCACGGUGGUGGGAGAAACUACAUCAGAUUACAUCAACGCCUCAUACAUUACAGGGUACCGGCAGAGCACUGAGUUCAUCGUGACCCAGAACCCACUGGCCGGCACGGUGACAGACUUCUGGAGGAUGAUCUGGGAUCACAACUCUCAGGUCAUCGUCACACUGCCGGGAACACCAGCAACACUGGGAACACCAAGCCUGGCAGAGGGGGAGGAGCCGUACGUGUACUGGCCCCGCAAAGAGCAGACAAUCAGCUGUGAGGCGUUCACAGUGACCCUGCGGAGCGAGAACCAUGUGUGUCUGGCCAACGAGGAGAUGCUGGUGGUGCAGGACUAUGUCCUGGAGGCUACACAGGAUGACUAUGUUCUGGAGGUGAGGCACUACCGGGCGCCUCGCUGGCCCAACCCAGACAGCCCGAUCAGCAGCACCUUCGAGCUGCUCAGCCUGGUGAGGGAGGAGAGCUCCUCCAAGGAGGGCCCCAUGGUUGUCCAUGACGAGGUUGGCGGUGUGAGCGGAACCUUCUGUGCCCUGUCUACUCUGGUGUGCCAACUAGAGUUGGAGAGCUCUGUGGACGUGUACCAGGUGGCCAAGAUGAUCAACCUCAUGAGACCCGGGACCUUCAAUGAUGUUGAGCAGUACCAGUUCCUGUACAAAGCCAUGCUGAGCCUGGUUGGCACACAGGAGGACGAGAGGACGCUCCAGUCCUCUGACAACAACGGAACGGUCCCAGGGGGCCCUGUCAGCACAGCCGAGAGCCUUGAGUCCCUGGUGUAACCAUGGCAACGGGGCCCCUAACUUGCCAGUAUGGACUCUUGCCUGUCUCACUGUGUUCCGUUUUUAAAGACAGCAGCUUUGCCUUUUUCCCCUCCUUUUUUUCUCCUCUUCUGUUCUGUCGUUGAAUGGCAGUUUCCUGACCGCUGGACAUGAUACCGCACGACCCUGUAAUGUGUGCCUUUGUACAUUCAUCUUGUACUUCUAACGGCGUUCAUACAAUUGUAGAUUAACUUUACGAUGUUUUGUCGAUACCGUCAUCUUGAGAUGUUUGCUUAACUAACUGUUUUCCCUAAACAUUCGUAUUUAUUGGCAGUAAGCUAUAAAAAAAGAAGGGAAAACGCAACUUUUAUGUUAAACAACAUUUUGUUAGCCUAUUUUUUGUAGAGUCAAUGCAUUGAGCAACUCAUUCUUCCGUCUAGACAAUGUAAAUACUAUUUUGUUUGUAGCAAUGGUGAGCUUUUGAAAUCAAAAUGCACAUUGGCAUAAAUAAUAAAUCUAAUAUGUAAAUAAUAUUAUAGCAACCAAGACAAUGGACCAAAUUUCUAUUUAUACUUCUAGAUUUUUAUAUUUUACUACAGUUUUUUUUAGUCAAUUUUCAAUGUAUGGCUGCAUUCUAAUAACUUAGUCAAAGCAUUUUUUUGUAUGUUUUAAUGUUAUAGCUAAUGUUCUGUAUUUUGUAACGGACUAAAUAUGAAGCUUGCGGUACUGACACGUUUUAGCUGUACAUGAAACUUUGCUGGAUGAUUAGACAUAGGAUUAAACAAGUGAAAGAAAACCAAGGAAGGA
Molecule: messenger RNA, 4383 nt
Organism: Oncorhynchus gorbuscha (pink salmon)
Lineage: Eukaryota; Metazoa; Chordata; Actinopteri; Salmoniformes; Salmonidae
Gene: ptprz1a
Product: protein tyrosine phosphatase receptor type Z1a
Biological process (GO): peptidyl-tyrosine dephosphorylation
Molecular function (GO): protein binding; protein tyrosine phosphatase activity
Source: RefSeq, a predicted model, not a curated record